Molecule: messenger RNA, 4384 nt
Organism: Oncorhynchus nerka (sockeye salmon)
Lineage: Eukaryota; Metazoa; Chordata; Actinopteri; Salmoniformes; Salmonidae
Product: glycogenin-2-like
Exons: 10
Coding region: 2184-4202 (672 amino acids)
Biological process (GO): T cell extravasation; homotypic cell-cell adhesion; positive regulation of neutrophil extravasation
Cellular component (GO): plasma membrane; cytoplasm
Molecular function (GO): glycosyltransferase activity
Source: RefSeq, a predicted model, not a curated record
AGAUUAGGGCAAGGGAACCCUCUGGAGGAAGGUCUGCUGAUGAUGAGCAACUUGCUCAGGUCAUCCUAACUUCGAUCAGGUCAUCCUAACUUCGAUCAGGUCAUCAUAGAGGAACCUCACCUAUAGCAAAGAAACACCUUCCAUCAGCAGGUGUCAAACUGUCUGCUGGGGACAUCAGUGGGCAAAAAAAUACAAUAAAAAAAAAAGAGAUUUUUUUUCUCAUUUGUCUUUCAUUUGGAAUUUAACUUUUGGAGAAUGUUAGUUGUAUGUUGUUGUUUUUUGUUGUUGUUGCCUUAUCGAGCUGUGUAAAGACACGUAGAUAGAUGUACAACUUGAAUACUUGUGUUUUUUUGAAGUGAAUAUGUAUUGACCAUUUUCAUUGUAUAUUGUUCAGUACCAAACACUUGUCUUUCAACAUGCUGGGUGUGAUUUUUCAUCACUGGCCAUUUUAAUUCCAUACUUUAGUAGGCCUAGCUAGUAUCUAUUGACUGCAUUGUACAUUUGACUGUGUUUACAACUAAACAAGUGCUUACGUUGCACAUGGCUUUUUGUUGUAUUUGUUUUGACUUUACCUGCCUCCACACAUAUGAACUUCUUUCAUCAAAUGUCAGCGCUUGUUUUAAAAUAUAACCCAGGCGAGUCUGUAGUUACACCAAUUAAAACAAACCAUGCACACAAGAGGAUACUUUUAUAACAUGGCGCACUCAUGUAAUUAUUCAUCGGAUUCAAAUUUAAUAGAAGGAUUUAGAACUUUUUGGAAUAGAUGAAGGUAUAAUGAGAGAGAGAAAAAAAAAGUGCCUUAAAGAGAAAAGGGAUUAUUUGGGUGGAUAUAAAAAAAGAGUGUGUAGGGGACUAUUUGGAACGAGGAAUGGUUUCACGCUCAACCUUCAGCUGCAUCACGUCUUCUGUAAGUUGGUUGUUCGGGGUGCAAGCCACUCGCUAGUGUUUAUGUGAGGAAAAGGAAAACUACCAUAAACGCACAUGGUAAAUCGACAUAGAUGUUGUUUUUUUAAUUUUUUUAAAUGCAUUGUGCAUGUUUAUUUGCAAAACAACAUUUAUACUGAGAAGUGGUUAUUGUAUGUUGUAAGUUAUACUUGUUUAAGAUUUGUAUGUGUGAUUGCUUGAUUUCUAAUGCAAUACAGAUAAGAAUAGAAAUUGAUACCUGGGUUUGAUACCAAACUAGUAAAUCAGCAUAUUCUACCAUGUCACUUGUGCUGUAAAUACUAAUGAAGAAUGUGUAUAAAAGCCCCGCUGCUUUUUUGCUGUGUGGUAUAUUCCCUUUUUUUUUGGUUCUCCUUUAACUUUCAGUACAUGUCAUUAAAACCUUUUGAGUAACUGCAACUGAAGAAGUGUUACUGCUUGUUCUUUACCAAUGCAGGAAAUCAUUUGUUGGCUGAGUUGAUCGUAGUUAGUUUUUUUGUGUGUUUUGAAGGAGUUUGAUUCCGUCUCUGAAAGACAAUGGAGUGCCGUUGGUAAUGUACCUUAUUGUUAUCAAUAAAGUUAACUCUUUUUAAUUUUUUUUACAAUUGAUUGGUAUUUUUAUUGAAUGUAUGUUUUCCAUCAAGUUUUAAACAUCGGCGUUGUUGUCCAUAGUAGAAUUCAUUUGUAUAUCUUGAAGAUUGACUAACGGUUCUUGAAUGCAUCUGCAUGUAGUACUAUGCCCUUAGUUCCAGGGGUUGGACUACUGCAGACUCUAUAGAGUAGUUGUUGAAGGUCCUGCUUAAACUCUGCAAGUUUUCAUUUUAGUUGAAUGACCAGUGACACAUGACCGAGAACUCAAACAGAGAGACUGAUUUUUGCUCUUGGUCUAAAAAACGGCAGAUUUAUUUGUGUAUCUACCAGCUUGAGGUUACACCCCCUGGCUUUAGAUAUAACCUCUCAUAGUACAUUUACAACUAAUACUACUAAACUUUGAAAUAGCUGUAAAAUGUGUUUUACUUUGUAUUGAUCAUUCUGUAUCUAUUGUUUGCGGGACAGUUACUACUGCUGGACUCGCUGGACUGUCGGACUGCAGUAUCAACAUAUUGGAGUUUCAUUUUAGGGGAAACUAGUGCAUUUUCUGCCAAGUCCUCUCUGCCAGUGGUGCGGGACCUGAUCGAUCACUUUGACACUUCUAUUACCAUCUAUCACUUUUACCUCUGCCUUCAGUUGUUGUUCGUUUAGAGGAGUCGCUGUCACACACCAUGCCAGCGAACCAGGCCUUUGUCACCCUGGCCACCACAGACAGCUACUGCAUGGGGGCUCUGGUGGUAGGACAGUGUUUACGACGACACAGGACCACACGCCAGACUGUUGUGAUGGUCUCCACUAAUGUCUCUAGCCAGGCACGGGCUGCCCUGGGCCAUGUGUUUGACCAGGUCCUGGUAGUGGAUGUGCUGGACAGUGGAGACCAAGCACAUCUAUCCUGGCUGGGACGACCAGAACUGGGGAUCACUUUCACCAAGCUCCACUGUUGGACCCUCACCCAAUACAGCAAAUGUGUGUUCCUGGAUGCAGACACACUCGUGAGUGUGCUGUGUAACGUGGACGAGCUGUUUGAGCGUGAGGAGCUGUCUGCGGCCCCUGACCCUGGCUGGCCGGACUGUUUUAACUCAGGCGUGUUUGUGUUCCGGCCCUCUCUGAUCACCCACGGCAGGUUGUUGGAGCAUGCACGACAACACGGCAGCUUCGACGGUGGGGACCAGGGCCUCUUGAACACAUUUUUCAGUGACUGGGCUGUUAGAGAUAUCAGUAAACACCUGCCUUUUGUGUACAACCUCAGUGCCAUCGCAGUCUACACCUAUUUGCCUGCUUAUCAAGAAUAUGGUCACAAUGCUAAGAUUGUCCACUUCCUGGGUUCGGUCAAGCCAUGGAAUCUACGUUCUAACUCACAGACCAAUCAGCACACCAACAGCCACCUGGAAGAGUUUGUUUACCAGUGGUGGAUGGAGUACUCCUACUUACAUCACCUUAUAAAGACAAUGUCCCAUCGAGAACCUGCUGUGCCAAGCCAACAUGCUGGGCCAAAGCAACAUAGCCAGGAAAGAGAAGAAGAGAAGACAAAGGCGAGAGAAGAAGAGAAGCCAAAGGGGAGAGAAGAAGAGAAGCAAAAGGGGAGAGAAGAAGCGAAGCCAAAGGGGAGAGAAGAAGAGAAGCCAAAGGGGAGAGAAGAAGAGAAGCCAAAGGGGAGAGAAGAAGCGAAGCCAAAGGGGAGAGAAGAAGCGAAGCCAAAGGGGAGAGAAGAAGAGAAGCCAAAAGGGAGAGAAGAAGAGAAGCCAAAGGGGAGAGAAGAAGAGAAGCCAAAGGGGAGAGAAGAAGAGAAGCCAAAGGCGAGAGAAGAAGAGAAGCCAAAGGCGAGAGAAGAAGAUAAGCCAAAGGGGAGAGAAGAAGAGAAACCAAAGGCGGGAGAAGAAGCAAAGCCAAAGGGGAGAGAAGAAGAGAAGCCAAAGGGGAGAGAAGAAGAAAAGCCAAAGGGGAGAGAAGAAGAGAAGCCAAAGGGGAGAGAAGAAGAGAAGCCAAAGGGGAGAGAAGAAGAGAAGCCAAAGGGGAGAGAAGAAGCGAAGCCAAAGGGGAGAGAAGAAGAGAAGCCAAAGGCGGGAGAAGAAGCGAAGCCAAAGGGGAGAGAAGAAGAGAAGCCAAAGGGGAGAGAAGAAGAGAAGCCAAAGGGGAGAGAAGAAGAGAAGCCAAAGGGGAGAGAAGAAGAGAAGCCAAAGGCGAGAGGAGAGAAGCCAAAGGCGAGAGAAGAGAAGCCAAAGGCGAGAGAAGAAGAGAAGACAAAGGCGAGAGAAGAAGAGAAGCCAACGGCGAGAGAAGAAGAUAAGCCAAAGGGGAGAGAAGCAACAGUGUCGUUGAUAGAGGACCUCACAGAAUCAUUACUCCGAAAAGUCAAUCUGCUCACAGAGGAGAGGAAGAAGAGGCUUGAUUCACCCACGCAGCCAGGAGAAAUGCGUACCCAACGUCAGGGUGUAUCCACGGGGAAGGAGGGAGGAGCUGGAGACAGAACAGCCAACCAGGACCCACCUGGACCCAGUGAGGAAGGGUCAGAGGUCACUGAAACAGCCUUCAACCCCAUGGAGGAUCCUGCCACUGAACCUACUGCUGCCAAGACAGAGGAGGAUGAUCUGGAGCAGCGGAGGCUGUGGGAGGAGGGCCAGGCGGACUACCUGGGCAAAGACGCCUUCCACAACAUCCAGAAAAAACUGGACCGAUUCUUAUAUUUGUAGCUUGUUUCGUGUGGCAAGAUACUGUAGCAAUAGUACUGUAUUACUCAUGUUCAUGUUGAAGUGUGUUAUGUCUCUAGCGUAGACCACCACUCUAAUAGGGGUUUCUGUGUCCCUUUGCUGUAAAAAAAAAUAUAUAUAUAUAAACUUGAUUCCAAUUUCAUUAAAAAAAUGUGCUCAUAGAA